This is a messenger RNA of Perkinsus marinus ATCC 50983, 729 nucleotides long. RefSeq lists its product as hypothetical. Lineage: Eukaryota; Perkinsozoa; Perkinsida; Perkinsidae. The coding region runs from base 1 to 729 and encodes 242 amino acids. The record is from RefSeq and is a predicted model, not a curated record. The transcript has 3 exons.
AUGGCUGAUCGUCAACAGCGCGCUGUGGCCGACCUGAUCAGGGACGCCGGUCUGAGACCCGGCGGUGAACAUGUUCAGCAGUUCGCCAAUGCAGGUGCUCCAGCUAUGGAUCUUAGUCGCAUGUCUGAGGAGGAGGCCGACAACUGUACACGCCUCAUUGUGGCGGUCGGUAUUGGAGGCCCUUACAACAUCAACAGACGUGCCGCGACUAAUGUGAUCUAUGACGACACCGUGGUGCUGGCUGCCGAUGAGAGCAUCCGUACCAGAUACGGUGCUGUGUCCAACGGCGUUUGGAUGUGUAUCGUCAUCGGAGACAAAGUGCUACUGUGGUCGAACUUCUGUCUCGAUCACACCACUCGUCAAGAGUAUGUUGUCGUCAAUAUUGAAGACGAUUGGUAUGCGGGUGGAGACGACCCCUACCUCUAUCGUCUUAAAGGAAUGAAGGACGGUGAGGAGGUGCUGGUGGAAGGUGAUGACAAGCAGUUCUUUAACAAGAACAAUAAUGAUGAUAUUAAGAAGCGUGCUGGCAAUACCAAGUGGUCGGAUGUUCGUACUCAGUGCUUGGUUCAAAAGUAUGGGUUCUUUCCCUCGUUGGUGCCAACUAGUGAUAAUAUCAUGAAAAGUCUUAGCGGUGAGAACUGUGAGUGGUUAGGCCGUUCUGGUUAUGCUGCUUCAUUUCUCGGGCAAGAUCUAAAGUUAGAAAUGAGGAAAGACGACAACAACACAUGA